AUGGAAGGGGAUGCGUCAAGUCCGUCCACAUCAUCUUCGUCUGAUCACGUACAGAGUAUCAAGGACUUCAAUCUACGCAAAUUCGACAAGCUAGUUAAGAGGAUGGGCCGGAAAUUGCUCCCGAAACCUUGCGACACUAUCUUCGUACCCUCGGCUAUCCCUUCAUGUUCUAGACAUAUGUCACAUUCCCCAUCUGCGGGUGAUUCACAAAACCUUCUCCACAAUGAAUCAGAUCGCAGAAAAUCAAGUGCACCGGCUUGCGGUUUAACCGUAGACACCUCUGGUGGCGAAACGGCGGGAUCAGGAUAUGGAUGGCUUACUGCUUCUGAAGCGCCAGAGCCAUAUCACGGAGUAGCUUCUGUGGUUCGAGCACAACAAAUCGCCCUGCAGAUGGUGAAGGAGCGAAUUCGUUUGACCAAACAACAAAUUGACGCAUGUCGUAAGGACGAGCAACUGAUUGCAGACUUUGUCGCUGACGCAUUGGCUGAAGAGAUGAAUGUUGAUCGCACUAAAUUAAGCUACAAAAAACUGGAAGAACAAGUCAAACACCUAGAAGAAGAAAUAGAGGAACUUCGAAAGCUUUCUCCCAGAGUUGUUCCUCCUCCAAGGCCGGCACGUCCAAAUCAUCAUCUGACUUGGUUUUGUGUCCGUUGUCUGGAGGAGAACACAACAUCUUCGUAUCGAUGCCGCUGUUCAUUUCCGCGUCCGGCGAUUGAUCCCCGUGAAGCAGUCAGAUGUAAUUGUGCCCACUGCACUCCAGCAUCGGGAAGAAAACAUGAAAGGACAUCAGAGCCCCAGGGGAUUGGGAAAAGUACAGGAUUUUAUUUUGAAGAGUGGACAUUCCGAGAGGGGUUCAUCAAGUUUGGCGAAGCUUUUGAUGGAGAAUGUAGCCUCAGUAAGAUCGUGCUGUCCAGCAAAACGGAACACCUACUUACGCAAGCUAUAGUUGGGCUAAAACGACCUGAAACACGCGCAGUUGCGUAA
Messenger RNA from Necator americanus (New World hookworm), 984 nucleotides. RefSeq lists its product as uncharacterized. The transcript has 7 exons. Bases 1 to 984 code for a protein of 327 amino acids. The record is from RefSeq and is a predicted model, not a curated record. NCBI's taxonomy places the organism in Eukaryota, Metazoa, Nematoda, Chromadorea, Rhabditida, Ancylostomatidae.